CUGGUCUAGAGAACUCCUGAAAUGAUGGAAUUCCCUUAGAGUGCGCCGUAAGGUGAGUUUUGUUUGUAAGCAACUACGUGAUAACGCUCUUCCUGCCUGGAGAUAGACUUAACAAUUAUGUUCGUACAGUUGGGAUUGGCAGUCUUCUUUCGAACGUCGGUCAGUCAAGAUGCAGAAAUUAACCAUUCGGUUGAUAGUUUGUGCGGCUUUUGCAGUCUGUACCCUACAGUCUCCUCCAGUUUGGGACGUUGUGACUACCUGUCACAUACCAAACGAGUCCAUCCAGGGACUAUGCCAGGAUCCUGUCGAUUGCACAGCAUACCGGCAGAUAAACGAUGUCACCAGUAUUGGCAACAUGAGUCGGUUGAGUUUCGUGAAACAGGUGCAGUGUACUGGUGAGGAAGAGGGAAAGGUGUGCUGUCCGCGGGAUGGAGGAUUGUACAGUAAUCCUUGGAUCGAUAUGACGAACGUAAUAACAAGAGUAAAACAAAAUCCUUUAAGUAUUAAGAACAGAGUUGGUAGUCAGGGGAUGCCGUGUGGACAGCAGGACUUUGGCAUGCUGGUCAAUCAUGGGCAAAUAACAGAAAUUGACGAAUUUCCGUGGAUGGCACUUUUGAUCUACGAGAAGGCAAUGAAUCCGGUUGUACCCGGAUGCGGAGGGGCGUUAAUCAGUCAGUCGUUUGUCGUCACUGCAGCGCACUGUUUAGUGGGACCGAUUAUUCAAAAGAAGGGAAACUUAAAAUUUGUUCGUGUAGGUGAAUAUGAUCUAAAAAAUGAUCCCGACUGUACAGUUGAAGGGAUGUAUGCCGAUUGUACAGAUGGAAUAAUUGAUGUGAAGCCAAGGCGUGUGAUCGUUCAUCCGGACUAUGUUUUGGGUUCCGUUAGUCAACAUCACGACAUCGGGCUGGUGCAGUUAGAGCGCCCUCUCGAGCUUAGUGUCUUCAUUCGUCACAUAUGUCUGCCAGAACCUGGAAGCAGUACCUUGGGUAAGAAGUUCAUUGUCUGUGGCUGGGGUCGAACGAAUUUCUUCAGUGAAGGGCGUGAAGAUAAAAUUCCAAGUCCGAUUAAGCUGAAGGCAUCGCUACCGUACUUUGACCAUGGAAAAUGUUCCGAAAUCUACCAACCACAAAGGCUUCAACUUAUCAACGGGCAGAUCUGUGCUGGUGGUCACAAAGCACGAGAUACUUGUUCAGGAGACAGUGGAUCCCCGUUGAUGUCCUUCGAUAAAAAUAUAAAAGCUUGGGUGCUAAGCGGACUGGUAAGUAUGGGACCGCAAAAUUGUGGAACUGCUGGUAAACCUGGAAUAUACACCAACGUUAAGGAAUACGUACAGUGGAUUAAAACAAAUGCACAUAUUUAGAUGCAUUUAAUAUAAUCAAUUUCUUAGCAACAA
Ochlerotatus camptorhynchus is the source of this 1393-nucleotide messenger RNA. Its product is annotated as CLIP domain-containing serine protease B8-like. Gene Ontology annotation, biological process: proteolysis. Bases 170 to 1360 code for a protein of 396 amino acids. Gene Ontology annotation, molecular function: serine-type endopeptidase activity. Lineage: Eukaryota; Metazoa; Arthropoda; Insecta; Diptera; Culicidae. The transcript has 2 exons. The record is from RefSeq and is a predicted model, not a curated record.